AUGUCCUCUGACACGGUUGAUAAUCAAAUUGAUCAAGAUCUUAUUCUUAAUCCGAGUGGGAAUGGGAACUCUCAAUCCCAAAAUCCUUCUGACGAACCUGAAUUUCAACUACGAAAGAGUGCCAGGAAAAAUAUACCCAAAUGUACUUAUGAGAUUGAAGAUUAUAUUUUCUUGGUAUCUCCCACAGAAAUGGAUGAGCCAAAGUCUGUGACUGAGGCUUUAUCGAGCCCUGGAAAAAAUGAGUGGAUGAAAGCAAUGAAAGAAGAAUUAAAAUCUAUAAAAAUUAACAAAGUCUGGGAUCUAGUUGACCUUCUGUCUGGGCAUAGAGCCAUUGGGAACAAAUGGGUUCUCAAAGUUAAACGCAAAGCGGAUGGGUCAAUAGAAAGAUACAAGGCACGAUUGGUGGCAAAAGGCUUUUCUCAAGAAGCUGGAAUAGAUUAUUAG
Messenger RNA from Nicotiana tabacum (common tobacco), 444 nucleotides. Its product is annotated as putative mitochondrial protein AtMg00820. Lineage: Eukaryota; Viridiplantae; Streptophyta; Magnoliopsida; Solanales; Solanaceae. The record is from RefSeq and is a predicted model, not a curated record.